This is a messenger RNA of Protobothrops mucrosquamatus (brown spotted pit viper), 1362 nucleotides long. RefSeq names its product zinc finger and BTB domain containing 7B (gene ZBTB7B). Lineage: Eukaryota; Metazoa; Chordata; Lepidosauria; Squamata; Viperidae. Gene Ontology annotation, biological process: regulation of transcription by RNA polymerase II; positive regulation of gene expression. Bases 4 to 1362 code for a protein of 452 amino acids. The transcript has 3 exons. Gene Ontology annotation, molecular function: DNA-binding transcription factor activity, RNA polymerase II-specific; protein binding; RNA polymerase II cis-regulatory region sequence-specific DNA binding. The record is from RefSeq and is a predicted model, not a curated record.
GCAAUGGGUAGCCCUGAAGAUGACCUGAUCGGCAUACCUUUUCCGGAGCACAGCAGCGAACUCCUGGGUCGUCUGAACGAGCAGCGUCGCCGAGGGAUGCUGUGCGACGUCACUCUGCGAGCCCAGGGCUCCGAAUAUCAGAGUCACCGGGCCGUGUUGGCCGCCUGCAGCCGCUACUUCCAAAGGCUUUUCGCCGGCCCCUGCAUGCCGGUGUGCGAGCUUGAUUUUGUGGGCGCAGACGCCUUGGGGGCCCUGCUGGACUUCGCCUACACCGCCACCCUGACCAUCAGCACGGGCAGCCUUUGCGAGGUGUUGCGCGCCGCACGCAUCCUGGAGAUCCCUUGCGUCAUCGCAGCUUGCGUGGAGAUCCUGCAAGGAAAUGGCUUGGAGGCGCCCGUGCCGGAUGAUGCCGCGCGGGAACGCGCCCGGCGAUACCUGGAAGCUUUCGGCACGCUGCCCAACAUGGAAGGUGACCUGGCUGAGCCCUCCGCGUGCCCGGCUCCCCGUCGUAGUAAGAAAACGCGCAAGUUCCUGCAAGCCAAAGGCUCGCGACUAAACAACCACAUCACGGAGGUUUCUCCGUCCUUGUCUCCGGCGUCAACAGAGACUCAGGAGCGCCCCAGUCCGCCCAGCCAGGCGUCGCCUGCCCCAGCGUUGGGCCACCCCCGCGAGGAGGAGGAAGAGGUCAUGGCCCCCUCGCGUACCUUCCCCUUCCCGUACGUUCCCAGUCUCUCUCUAGAAGACCUGGGUUCAGACGAUGAGCCCACGGAGCAGGACAUUCUAUCCUACAUGCGUCGAUUAAACCAGGAGGGUCUGUCUGUGGGUCUCGACCCCCCAGACAAGUUGGUACGCAAGCGGCGCUCGCAGAUGCCCCAGGAGUGUCCCGUCUGUCACAAGAUCAUCCACGGGGCAGGGAAGCUACCUCGCCACAUGCGGACCCACACUGGGGAGAAGCCGUUUGCCUGUGAUGUGUGCGGCGUCCGUUUUACCCGGAACGACAAACUCAAGAUCCACAUGCGCAAACACACUGGCGAGCGCCCCUAUUCCUGUCCCCACUGCACAGCUCGCUUCGACGACCACCUCCAGCGCCACCUGAAAGGCCAGAACUGUCUGGAGGUCCGCACCAGGCGCCGGCGCAGGGGUCCCGAUCCGGAGCCCGAUUCCCUGACACCCACCGGCGUCGCCUUGUCCACCGCUCCACUCGGUUUGGCCAACGGGCGCGUGGAGGAACUACACAACUACUGGCCUGCUGGGGCGGCCGUGAGGUCGCCCGCCCCCAAAGAGGAAGAGGAGGAAGAGGAAGAAGGAGCUGAAGAGGGGCCGCAGAAGGAGGGCCCCGUGGCAGCUGUCCAGACGGCCUGA